ACCUAUACAGUUCUUGACACCAUGUGUGACGACGAUGUUGCCGCCCUGGUCGUGGAUAACGGAUCGGGUCUUUGCAAGGCUGGGUUCGCCGGAGAUGACGCUCCCCGGGCCGUUUUUCCGUCAAUUGUAGGUCGGCCGAGGCAUCAGGGUGUGAUGGUCGGUAUGGGUCAGAAGGACUCGUACGUCGGCGAUGAGGCCCAAUCGAAGCGGGGUAUCCUCACUCUGAAGUAUCCCAUCGAGCACGGUAUCGUUACUAACUGGGACGAUAUGGAAAAGAUCUGGCACCAUACGUUCUAUAAUGAGCUGCGUAUCGCCCCUGAAGAACAUCCCGUGUUACUCACUGAGCCUCCCCUCAACCCUAAGGCUAACCGUGAAAAGAUGACACAGAUUAUGUUUGAAACAUUCAACACUCCCGCCAUGUACGUCGCAAUCCAGGCCGUGCUUUCCCUGUAUGCUUCUGGUCGUACCACCGGUAUUGUUCUUGACUCCGGUGAUGGUGUCUCCCACACCGUGCCUAUCUAUGAAGGUUACGCUCUGCCCCAUGCCAUCCUCCGUCUCGAUCUUGCCGGUCGUGAUUUGACUGAUUAUCUUAUGAAGAUCCUUACUGAGCGCGGUUACUCGUUCGUGACUACGGCUGAGCGUGAGAUUGUGCGUGAUAUUAAGGAGAAGCUGUGUUAUGUCGCCCUUGACUUUGAGCAGGAAAUGGCCACCGCAGCCUCUUCUUCUUCCCUUGAAAAAUCAUACGAACUACCUGAUGGUCAGGUAAUUACUAUUGGUAACGAGCGCUUCCGUUGCCCAGAAGCUCUUUUCCAGCCCUCAUUUAUCGGCAUGGAGUCGUGCGGCAUUCACGAGACAACAUUCAACUCGAUCAUGAAGUGCGACAUUGAUAUCCGUAAAGAUCUGUACGCCAACACUGUGCUCUCCGGUGGAACCACCAUGUAUCCCGGUAUUGCUGACCGCAUGCAGAAAGAGAUCACUUCCCUGGCCCCAUCAACCAUGAAGAUCAAGAUUAUCGCUCCCCCCGAGAGGAAAUACUCCGUCUGGAUCGGCGGCUCCAUCCUCGCUUCUCUGUCCACCUUCCAGCAGAUGUGGAUCUCAAAGGAGGAAUACGAUGAGUCGGGCCCUGCUAUCGUCCACAGGAAGUGCUUCUAAAUACCUUCGUCGCGUCGCCGGAUUAUGGGCAUUCAAUAAACGGCACCAUUUUCA
This is a messenger RNA of Varroa destructor (honeybee mite), 1206 nucleotides long. Its product is annotated as actin 403-like. The record is from RefSeq and is a predicted model, not a curated record. NCBI's taxonomy places the organism in Eukaryota, Metazoa, Arthropoda, Arachnida, Mesostigmata, Varroidae.